Messenger RNA from Leucoraja erinaceus (little skate), 3078 nucleotides. RefSeq names its product cullin 2 (gene cul2). The record is from RefSeq and is a predicted model, not a curated record. Gene Ontology annotation, cellular component: SCF ubiquitin ligase complex; Cul2-RING ubiquitin ligase complex. Gene Ontology annotation, molecular function: ubiquitin protein ligase binding. Gene Ontology annotation, biological process: SCF-dependent proteasomal ubiquitin-dependent protein catabolic process; protein ubiquitination. The coding region runs from base 254 to 2494 and encodes 746 amino acids. The transcript is spliced from 21 exons. Lineage: Eukaryota; Metazoa; Chordata; Chondrichthyes; Rajiformes; Rajidae.
GCAGCCGCCGUACACACGCCGCUCCGCUCCGCUCGGCUCCUCUCCGCUCGGCGCUGCCCGGCCCGGGACAGGACAGGACAGGACAGGGGGAGAGAGGGAGAGUGUGGACACACAGAGCGGCGGAGACGGGACAGGGAGACAGGGAGAGAGGGGACAGGGAGGCACCGACACGGCCGCUGCGGCGCCGCCGGGGAUCCGGAUCUCCAGCUCCAGCGCGACAGGCCGGGCCGAUCCGAUCCGAGGGUGCCACACGAUGUCCCUGAAACCACGUGUGGUGGACUUCGAUGAAACAUGGAACAAGCUCCUAACAACAAUCAGAGCAGUUGUCAUGCUGGAUUACGUGGAAAGAGCUACUUGGAAUGACCGCUUUUCAGACAUUUACGCUUUGUGUGUGGCCUACCCAGAACCUCUGGGAGAGCGACUCUACACAGAAACAAAAAUCUUUCUGGAAAAUCAUGUCCAACUCCUGUACAAGAAAGUUCUGGAUUCUGAAGAAAAGAUUUUGACCAUGUACCAUAAAUAUUGGGAAGAAUACAGUAAAGGCGCAGAUUACAUGGACUGUUUAUACAGAUAUCUCAACACACAGUUCAUCAAGAAAAACAAACUGACAGAAGCUGACCUUCAGUAUGGAUAUGGUGGCGUGGACAUUAUUGAGCCAUUGAUGGAGAUAGGCGAGCUAGCUCUUGAUAUGUGGAAGAAAUUGAUGAUUGAGCCACUACAGACCAUCCUCAUCCGAAUGCUUCUUCGUGAAAUAAAAAGUGACCGUUGUGGAGAAAAUCUAAAUCAGAAAGUAAUCCACGGGGUUAUCAACUCUUUUGUUCAUGUUGAACAGUACAAGAAAAAGUUUCCCCUUAAGUUUUAUCAGGAUCUCUUUGAACAUCCAUUUCUACUGGAAACAGGAGAGUAUUACAAACAAGAAGCAUCAAAUUUACUUCAAGAGUCAAAUUGUUCACAGUAUAUGGAAAAGGUUUUAGCCAGAUUGAAAGAUGAGGAAGUUCGGUGCCGGAAAUACUUGCAUCCCAGCUCAUAUGCCAAAGUGAUUCAUGAAUGCCAGCAACGAAUGGUAGCAGACCAUCUGCAGUUUCUACAUGGGGAAUGCCAGAAUAUUAUCAAGCAAGAAAGGCGAGAAGAUAUGGCAAAUAUCUACACCUUACUUCGUGCAGUUUCAAAUGGUUUACCUCACAUGAUCCAAGAGCUUCAGAAUCAUAUUCAUGAUGAGGGUCUUAGAUCCAUCAGUAACCUCUCUCAGGAAAAUAUGCCUACACAGUUUGUGGAAUCUGUUCUUGAAGUUCACAGUAAAUUUCUGCAACUUAUCAGUUCAGUCCUUAAUGGAGAUCAGCAUUUUAUGAGUGCACUUGAUAAAGCUCUAACGUCAGUAGUAAACUAUAGAGAGCCGAAGUCUUCGUGCAAGGCUCCAGAGCUGCUAGCUAAGUACUGUGACAACCUAUUAAAGAAAUCGGCAAAGGGAAUGACGGAAAAUGAAGUUGAGGACAAACUGACCAGCUUCAUCACAGUUUUCAAAUAUAUUGAUGAUAAAGAUGUCUUUCAGAAAUUCUAUGCCAGAAUGUUGGCGAAGCGGUUGAUACAUGGUCUUUCCAUGUCCAUGGAUUCGGAGGAAGCUAUGAUUAAUAAACUCAAGCAAGCGUGUGGUUACGAGUUUACCAGCAAACUUCAUAGGAUGUACACAGACAUGAAUGUCAGUGCUGACCUCAACAACAAAUUCACAACCACUUUUUUAAGACAACAGGAUACUGUAAUAGAUCUUGGAAUCAGCUUUCAGAUCUACGUUCUUCAGGCUGGUGCAUGGCCUUUGACUCAAGCAUCCUCAUCUACAUUUGCCAUCCCACAAGAAUUAGAAAAGAGUGUUCAGAUGUUUGAAUUGUUUUACAAUCAGCACUUCAGUGGAAGGAAACUUACCUGGCUGCACUAUCUUUGUACGGGUGAAGUAAAAAUGAACUAUUUAUCAAAGCCUUACGUAGCUAUGGUUACUACAUACCAAAUGGCCGUGCUGCUAGCAUUUAACAACAGUGAAAUCGUCAGCUACAAGGAGCUCCAAGACAGCACACAGAUGAAUGAAAAAGAACUUAGCAAAACCAUUAAAUCCUUGCUUGAUGUAAAAAUGAUCAACCAUGACUCUUGCAAGGAAGAUGUUGACUUGGAUUCCAUUUUCUCUUUGAAUAUGGUUUUCAGCAGUAAAAGGACAAAGUUUAAAAUUACAACCUCCAUGCAAAAAGAUACACCCCAAGAGAUGGAACAAACUCGUAGUGCGGUUGACGAGGACAGGAAAAUGUAUCUGCAGGCUGCUAUAGUGCGCAUCAUGAAGGCGCGUAAAGUGCUCCGACACAAUGCACUUAUUCAAGAGGUAAUAAGCCAAUCAAGAGCAAGAUUCAAUCCUAGUAUCAGCAUGAUCAAGAAGUGCAUUGAAGUCCUCAUUGACAAACAAUAUAUAGAGCGUAGCCAGACCUCCGCAGAUGAAUACAGUUAUGUGGCUUGAUCCAAACGGUUGGCAUUUGGCUUUGUCUGAGUAUGGUGCAAAGACCUGCUGUGUCACUGUUUGAUGUGUUCCUGUGAAAUGAAGCAGAGCUCUGCCUCCACCAGGUUUUUCAAGCCCAACAACCUGGCAGCCCUUUCUCUGCUGUUUACAAUCUAACCAGUGCCACAUUGCAAGUGUCAAUGCCGAUAGAUUUCCCAACUCACGUCAUCACAACAUUAGAGUAAGUGGGAGUAUUUUGGAUGCCAUGUUAAUCUCGCUGGUGCAGUUGAUAUAUUUUAAAAAAGAUAAUUUAAAAUUAAACAUUGUAAUAUGGCAAAUAAUUGUGUUUACACUGUAAAUUUUGCAUCCCAGAUUGCAGAUAACAAAACAUGGCACAGUUGCUUCACAAAAUAUAAGCCUGUACACUACCUGGGGUUUAUGUAGGUUUCAGUGAAGUAGACAUUACAUCAGUGUGCUCUGCAUACCACCCAGAUGAGCAAAUCUGUGUACUUCAUAAAUACUGAGAUUUUCCUGAACUGUCGCUACAGGAACAUCAUGAGGAAUGUCUAAACUGGUUUGCACUUCCAUUAAAGGGAUUUUUGUCA